Drosophila takahashii is the source of this 1537-nucleotide messenger RNA. It is a transcript of the gene Sar1, whose product is annotated as Secretion-associated Ras-related 1. NCBI's taxonomy places the organism in Eukaryota, Metazoa, Arthropoda, Insecta, Diptera, Drosophilidae. Gene Ontology annotation, biological process: endoplasmic reticulum to Golgi vesicle-mediated transport; vesicle organization; membrane organization. Gene Ontology annotation, cellular component: COPII vesicle coat; endoplasmic reticulum exit site. The record is from RefSeq and is a predicted model, not a curated record. Gene Ontology annotation, molecular function: GTPase activity; GTP binding.
CUUAUGAUUAAAAAAAACUGAACUGACUCCAAUAAAAACGUGAGGUAGAAAAAGCGAAUUAAGUUGACAAUUGAUACACACAGCACCUGCACGCCGUCUAGCCCAGCAGCUCUCUUCCCCCCACAAAACACACACACGCUGCUUUUGGAGCCACUUACCCGCAACCGAGAGCCACAAAAAACAUCAGGAUGUUCAUCUGGGACUGGUUCACCGGAGUGCUGGGAUACCUGGGUCUGUGGAAAAAGUCUGGCAAAUUAUUGUUCCUGGGUCUGGAUAAUGCUGGCAAAACCACACUAUUGCAUAUGCUCAAAGAUGAUAAGCUGGCGCAGCAUGUGCCCACACUGCAUCCAACAUCCGAGGAGCUGUCCAUCGGCAACAUGCGCUUCACUACAUUCGACUUGGGUGGCCACACUCAGGCACGACGCGUCUGGAAGGACUACUUCCCCGCUGUGGAUGCAAUCGUUUUCUUAAUAGACGCCUGGGACCGCGGUCGCUUCCAGGAGAGCAAAAACGAGCUGGAUUCGCUGCUCACGGAUGAGGCGCUGUCCAACUGCCCCGUGCUCAUAUUGGGCAACAAAAUCGAUAAGCCCGGCGCGGCCAGCGAGGAUGAGCUGAGAAACGUGUUUGGACUGUAUCAGCUAACAACCGGCAAGGGCAAAGUGGCACGCGCCGAGCUGCCUGGCCGCCCAUUGGAAUUGUUCAUGUGUUCCGUGCUGAAGCGACAGGGCUACGGCGAAGGUUUCCGUUGGUUAGCGCAGUAUAUCGAUUAAGUCAGAAUUAACAACCACCACAACAGCAUAAUUCAAUAACACUCAACCGAAACCGAAAACUUGGCUACAAAAUUUAAACCAAUUCGACUACAGAAACAGAACCGAAAGGAAAUGAACCCAGCCCAACCCAAACCGUCAGACCUUAAGCAAAACGAAGCUGCGUGCGCAAUUUCUAAUUUAUACAAAACAAUUACAAAUAUUUCAUAAUAAUAAAAACCACAAAACAAAACAAUGUACAUCUGUAAUUAAACGACGCUGUUUAAUCCAGUUACACACAACCGCAGGAGAGAACACAACACAACAUCAAAGUGCAAACAACUUUUCUAUCUAGAACAUCGGGAUAAAAUAAUAAGGAUAUAAAGAGUGCGCAAGGGAAACUUUUAAUAAUAAUUAUGAAUAACAAAUUGUAGCAAAUUAAAGGUGAUUUAUUUAAGAGCAAGUGCUUUCAACGACGCUGUUCCAUAAAUAAAAUUUAGCUAUCUACCUUUUAUUUAAAAAUUGAUGAUUGUAAAUGUCAAUAUUGAUUUCCUUUAUAGUUUAGUUUGGCUGCAAAAUAUUAUAUACAACCCCAAAACCUUCCAACGCCCGUUUCCCCUUCCGAUAAUGGUAUACUAUAUUUUAGCUAAAAUUUUUAAGUUGCAUGUCAUCGAUGUACUUUGUUUCUUUUUAUACAAUACGAAAGGGAAAACAGUUUAUAAAAAACCGCAUUUUUGUUUGCAAAGAUAAUUCUAAAUAAAACGGAGAAAAGUAAUUUUGUAAAAUAAAAA